UGUCAUAAAAAAUUUCAGUCAGUUAGAGCUGUUGGCUUCUUGCAAGAAAACCAAGCAGGCUGCAGAAAAACUGCUACAUAGCCAUAAAUGGGGCAAGAUUCUUGGUCUUGAUAUUUUGAAGAUUUCAAGAUUUGAUUUUUUUUGUGUGCUUGGAGCCAUUUCUCACAAAAUGGGUGUUGGGAUAUUCUGUUACUACUCCUUUUUAGUGGUGACUCUACUAACUAGGCCUUUGGUUUGCCAACAACCCAACACAGAUGAGUCAUUUCUCCUUGAAUUCUUUGAAAAAAUGGGCUUAAACCCACCCCACAAGUAUGGCUAUUCUGGCUCUUUGUGUUCAUGGAGAGGUGUGGUUUGUGAUGAUGGGGGAGAAAAUGUUCUGAAGCUAGAAGCUUCUGGAGUGGGUUUAUCUGGUGUGAUUCCUGAGACAACUAUUGGGAAAUUGAAAAAGCUUGAAUCUUUGGAUCUUAGCAGUAACAAGAUUGCCACCUUGCCUUCUGAUUUUUGGAGUUUGGGUUCUCUCAUAAAUCUUAAUCUUUCACACAACCAAAUUUCUGGGAGUCUUUCAAGUAACAUUGGAAAUUUUGGGAACCUUCAAAGUUUGGACCUUUCAUUCAACAUAUUUAAAGGGAGCAUCCCAGAAACGUUCAGUUCUUUGUCAAAGUUGGAGUCUUUGAAUCUCAGUGACAAUGGGUUUGAAUCCAGUGUCCCAUCAGGAAUCUUGCAGUGUUUGAAUUUGGUUUCUGUUGAUCUGUCUGAAAACAAUCUCAAUGGCUCUCUUCCUAGUGGCUUUGCUGCUGCAUUGCCACAGCUCAAGUUCUUGAACUUGGCUGAAAAUGAGGUUGUUGGUCGGGAUUCGGACUUUAAUGGGAUGAAAUCGGUGAGCUAUCUGAAUAUCUCUGGGAACUUGUUCAAGGGUUCUGUUUUAGGUGUGUUUGAAGGGGCAUUGGAGGUGGUGGAUUUGAGCAGGAAUCAGUUUCAAGGCCACAUUCCACCUCAGGUAAACCCCACCUCCACUUUCAAUUGGUCGAAUUUGCUGUAUUUGGAUAUGUCGGAGAAUGAGUUGAGUGGUGAGCUUUUAUUCACUGGAUUGCAUCACUCUAUUAAGCUUAGACACCUUAACCUUGCACACAACAGAUUCACCAAACAGGACUUGUUUAUCAAUGCUGAUGUGCUCACACAUUUAGACUAUCUCAAUUUGUCUUCAACCAGUUUGGUUGGUGAGAUUCCUAGCAACAUCUCAAGCCUAACUAGUUUAGCAACCCUUGAUCUCUCUGAUAACCAUCUCAGCAGCCACAUUCCGCCUCUCGUGUCGAAGAGCCUCAAAUAUCUCAACCUUUCACGCAACAAUCUAACAGGAGAUAUCCCAUUGGUGGUGAUGGAUGAACUCCAUCGUAUGGAUAGUUUCAAUUUCUCUUACAACAACCUUAGCUUUUGUGGGUCCCGGUUCCCCCCGGAAACUAUUCAAGCUUCUUUCAUAGGAUCGACUAAUAGCUGCCCCAUUGCUGCCAACCCGGACUUCUUCAAGAAAAAAGCUCCAAUGCAUAGAGGGCUAAAGAUUGCUCUGGCUCUGACCAUCUCCAUGGUGUUUUUGCUCGUGGGGUUGCUUGUGCUAGCAUUUAGGUGUCGUAGAAAAACAAGAACAUGGGCGGUGAAGCAGGAUUCUUACAAGGAGGAGCAGACCGUUGUCUCGGGGCCCUUCUCGUUCCAGACAGAUUCAACCACUUGGGUGGCUGACGUUAAGCAGGCUACAUCAGUGCCCGUAGUCAUCUUUGAGAAGCCCUUGCUGAAUUUCACAUUCGCGGACUUGUUGUCUGCAACCUCUCAUUUUGAUAGGGCCACGUUGCUGGCAGAAGGGAGAUUCGGGCCUGUCUAUGGUGGAUUGAUGCCCGGGGGGUUGCACGUUGCUGUUAAGGUUUUGGUUCAUGGUUCCACGAUGACAGACCACGAAGCUGCAAAGGAGCUUGAGUAUCUUGGUCGAAUCAAGCACCCUAAUCUCGUCCCAUUAACGGGAUAUUGCUUGGCUGGGGAGCAGAGGAUUGCUAUCUACGAUUACAUGGAGAACGGGAACUUGCAGAACUUGCUACACGAUCUGCCACUCGGGAUUCAAAGGACGGAAGAUUGGAGCACAGACACAUGGGAAGAUGAGAACAACGGGAUACAAAACGUUGGCCCUGAAGGGUCACUAAUAACAUGGAGAUUCAGGCACAAGGUCGCACUUGGCACUGCUCGUGCACUCGCGUUCCUCCAUCACGGCUGCAUCCCUCCCAUCAUCCACAGAGACGUCAAAGCAAGCAGCGUCUAUCUGGACUCAAACUUAGAGCCAAGGCUGUCAGAUUUUGGUAUUUCAAAGAUUUUUGGGAAUGGAAGCGAAGAUGGGAUUGCUCGUGCAUCCCCGGGGUAUCUGCCACCAGAGUUUCUCGAGCAAGAAGGCAGCUCCUCGCCGAUGGCACCAACGCCCAUGUCAGACAUAUAUGGAUUCGGAGUAAUCUUAUUCGAGCUCAUCACCGGGAAGAAGCCGGUUGAGGAUGGUUAUCAAGAAGCAAACUUAACUAGUUGGGUGAGGGGACUAGUGAGGAGGGACGAGGCAUCACGAGCUAUCGACCCCAAGAUCCGUGGGACUGCACCGGACGCACAGAUCAUCGAGGCUUUGAAAAUCGGGUACCUUUGCACGGCCGAAAUCCCUUCCAAGAGGCCAAGCAUGCAACAGGUAGUUGGCCUGCUCAAGGAUCUUGAACAAAUUACACCACAGUAAACACAUUUUGAACAAAAUCAUGCUCUAAUUUCUUUUGAUCAAUUCCUUGUCUAGUUUAUUUUUAGUAUCACGAGCUAUAUGGCGUCAUGAUUAGAUGAUUGUAUAUCAUUUUGAGUUUUGCUUUCUUGACAUUCUAUCUGUGCUCACCACUCUUUCAUUGUACAAACUCUUGAAUCUUACCAAAGUUGAGCUGCUCG
Messenger RNA from Salvia hispanica, 2949 nucleotides. NCBI's taxonomy places the organism in Eukaryota, Viridiplantae, Streptophyta, Magnoliopsida, Lamiales, Lamiaceae. The record is from RefSeq and is a predicted model, not a curated record.